GGAGCGGCUAAUGGCGGCGUCACAGAACGCCGAGAGCGAACGUCGUUAACGGUCAAAGGGAGGGAGGGACGCGCGCGCGGGCUCGCAGAGCCCAGCCCAGCCCAGCCCCGGGCGGGAGCGCCGGUCAGCGGCAAUGCCGGCCGCCCUCCACAGGUAAGCUAAUGAUGUGGGGCAGCAAAUCUAAUGAGGCAUCUCCACGAAACCAGGAACAAAUGCAGAGCCGGGAUACAAAGCGAGAUGUGGCCUCAGCAUGGGAUACAGUCCACCAGACUAAAGCUGCUUUACGACACAUAGAGAACAGAUUGGAAGCUGUUCCUACCAGUACUGCUGUCUUGGAUACUGUAAUGGACACCAAGAAAUCCUUGGGCAGUGCUACCAGAAAAGUCAGUAGGAAGGAUGGAAGGUACGUGGAAGACUCUGUGGGGAGUACUUCAGCUGGCAAGUCCAAUAGUCGCAAUAAAUUGCGAAAGGACAAAAUGUCUCGGAGCCCCUUGAGAUCUACAACCUUGGAAAGCAAUAUUAAGAAGAGCAAUCAAGUAGAAUUCAGGGACCCUUUGGCUUCAUAUAGAUAUGUUGAGAAGGAAUUGGAUGACAGUAUCCCAUCCUAUCUGACUGCUAGCCAGCUGGAAGCACAGCGCCUCCUUUCCAAUUUGACCUCGAGUGAAGCCCAUGAGACGGAGAGUGAAACUCACCAGAUGAUAUAUGGGCGAGACAACCGGAGUUACCACUGUUUGGAUAAUGAUAGCACACGAUCAUCUGUGGUAGAUGAUACUGUGGUGAAAUUUCUCAAUGACCAGUUAGCACUUGAUGCCUUGCACAACUCUGCACUUUAUAAAACUCUGAGCCACGAUGCACUGGGACAGAUGGGUGAUGGCAUCAAAGGCUUCCACACUAAGGCAGUGAGCUAUGAUGUGAAUGCAAAGAAUGAACGACCUUCAGAGCAGUCUCAGCUGUCCUCCCCGAGUUCCACAUCUGAAUCAAUGAUGCAGAGACUAGAGAUUAUGCGCAGGAAGCAACAUGAUGACAAACUUGAGAAACUGAAGGAGCGGAUUAGGAAGCAACGGGGGCAUUCAGAAGAAUCUAUCGAGAAGGACCGGCAUCUAAACUUCCACGAAUUGCCUGCUGCGCUUGGUGUAGGUACUGCAGUUCCAACAGCCAAAGUGAGAAAGAUUGCUAUAGCACCACCAGCUCCAUCCUAUAAAGGUUUCAAUCCCACAGAAACAAAAAUUCGGACUCCUGAUGGCAAAGUAUGGUGUGAAGACGAAAUACACAAUAUGAGUAAGGAUCUGUACCGGGAGUUCACACUCCAGUUGGCAGACAGUAGUAAGACGAAGGAAGCUGCAUGUGAAAAAGCCAGAGAGAAGAAAACCGUUAAACCUGUGCGUAAGGUACAGAAAAUGACUCGAUCACCGAGUCCUGACACCAAACCAAGUGCGCAUGUUAUCAGCACAGCUUCAUGGCGUGAAGGCCAGAAACUAGUAAAAAUGGUUCUGGGACCUGCACCAAAGACAAUAAAUGAAAAUAAGGUGGACACUGAUUCGAAAGUCAGGAGAGAUAGGAAUGCCACACCUAUAAAUGCUGUGAGAGUGGACCCUGAGCAUGGGCUCGAAGCUUCCAGAAAAUCGAGACCAGCAAGUUGUGAAUCCCGCUCAGCCAAGCAGCCUUUGGGGGAUGAAUGGAGAAAGGAAGAGGGCCAAGACAAGCUUGAAGUGCUGAAUACACAUGUGCUGCCGGCUGAAGUUAGAGAGAUACUUGAUGACCUUCAGCUUGAGGAAGCUCGGAAAGAUUCAGCAGAUUUAGAAAGUGGCAAACGGACUACAGAAGGCCGUGCUUUCUCCAGAAGUGUGAGCCCAACUAAGCGAAAGCAAGAGAAGUCUAGCAUGAGCACUGAAAUGCAGCUGAAGCGAUUGAGACAUUAUGAUGCAGAGGAGGUAAGGCAAUUUAUUGCCAGGCAACAAACAGAAAGGAAAAAGAGGCAGACAGAAGAGAAGAAAGCUCAGAAGGAAGCAAUGGAACAAAAGAACAAACGACUGCAAGAGCUCUAUAGGAAACAAAAAGAAGCCUUUUCAAAGUCCAGGCCAGAACCCGUAUGCCAAAAAUAUUUACAGGAGACUUUUACAAAAUGUGUAACUGAGCUAGCUAAAUUUAAUGAGCCACCUCCCAACCAAUCAGUACCAGAGGAGAAACAGCCAAAGACCAUCUAUCAGCCUUCAGGAGAAUCUGACAAAGAGAAUAAAGGACAGGAUCGUCCCCUCAGUGCCUCUUCGAGUAGUGACAUGUCUCUCUCUGAGUCUCGGCAGGCUCCAGGCCGGCGUGAACAUUUGGAGCUUUCCUGGAUACCCUCUCAACAGGUCAAUUCAACAGCCCAUGCUGCUCAUCCUUCCACUGAGGGUAAUCUCUUCUCCCACCUGCUAAACCUGGAACCCCGAAGUAUGUUUUCCAGUGAUUAUGAGACAAUAGCAAAGAAGAAGGAUGCUGCACCAAAAGGACAGGCACCUUCUCUCCUGUGCUCACACUCUGGUUUCCCAUCAUAUGAUCAUACAGCAGCUGGGCCAAAGGCUGCAGUACCAUACAAAAGCAAAAUCGACCGCAUUGAAGCGCUCAAAGCAACAGCAGCCUCCCUGUCCAACAGGAUCGAAAAUGAAGCGAAAAAGCUGGCAGGUGCUGGCAUCAACUAUGGCAUAAUGCAGGACUCUGAACACGAUGUCCUGCAGACCACUUGGGAUGACAGGCACUGGUCGAAGCUUGCCAGCCCACCUGUUCGUGAUGGUGGUGGUGACGAUGCCUCAUCCAGAAUUUGGAGAAUUCAAGGACCCAACAUGGGCCACACUGCCUUUGUAGAUCAACUGCCAGGGGCUGGCAAUUUGUAUGAGUGCAAAAAGCUUAGUGAGGUGCCACAGAGUGACAACUUUUCAGCGAAGAGGCCUGAAAAGUGCCAUGAGGUCAGCUGGGAAAAUGCAUACAAGAGGUCACUUGAGGCACUGGAGCAAAACCUACAAAAACUCGGUCAGGAUAGGAAACAGUUUGAUUCCCCCAAUUCCAGCGGGGGCUCAAUCAGUGAAGGGCCAUUACUGAGUGAAGGAAGUCUCUCAGAAGAGGAUUGUCAGCCAAGUUCCAGAGACCCAACUAAAUUAACACAAAGGUUAAAAAACAAGGAUUUUUGUGCAGAAGUGUCAAAUCCUUCCCAGCCUGUUGCAGAGUUCCAGAAAGAAGCAGAGAGGUACCAGCCACUUCAAUUGCAAUUGGAAGGACACAAGAGCAAAGCUCCCUGGGAAGAGCUAGCCAAGGGAAGCCCUCACAGUGUGAUUAACAUCUUUACAAAGACCUACCAGUUCUGUGGGAGAGGAGGUUUAGAGGAACAGUCCGAUAAAGGUUCCCCAACACUGCAACCUCUGGUAUCUGCAACGAGACCUGAAGAAGUUGAUGUAUAUGAAGAUGAUUUCCUUUCCUCUCAAAGCAGCACAGGUGUAAGCAGGAGGUUACCUUCAUACCAAAGUUGUACCAGCAGUCCUUCCAGUGUCUGUGAGGAGCUUCCCAGCAAAAGAUCUCGAGUUAGACGGCCUGAGGAGGUGUCCCCUCGUUCUCCAGUGCACCGUUCCACACCCUCCUCCCGAUCAUCCAGUUCUUCAAGAAAGAAAAUGAAAAUAGAUGGUACAGAUGUUGCUGGAAGUGUGCCACAUUCUCCUGUGGAUAACACCACAUGGGCAUCUGCAAGUAUUUCAGAUCAAGUCUCUACUGAAGGAAGGAUACUGGGCCUCGGGCAAAGUGUUGUCAGUGAUCCUGAGCAAGUGAAAGACUUGAAUGACACAACAGAAGAAACUCCCAUUGUAUCUCCUGUCAGUGUCCAGGUAGAGACCUUGAAGCCCAAGAAAGCUGUAAGUUCCUCGUCCUUACGAUCUGCCACCAGUACUGUAUCCCAGAAGCCUUUGCCGAAUGACACAACGACUGCAGCAGGAGAUGGGACAAAACAAAUUGUCACUGCAGACUACGCACCUUCAUCUUCCUACAGGACGCACUUUCCUGACAACAAUAUGGCUGGAGUCAGACCAGUCUCAUCCUCAGCUGCAGCCCCCAUGUUCAGUUCCCCAUUAGCUCUCCAUCAUCGCAUGAGUGCGGAACUUGCUUAUUUGGAUGCAAUAGAGGACUCUGUCCGUCAGCUCACGGAGGUGGAGAAGAUCCGGGGAAUUGCACUCGCUCAACAGGAGAGUGUGUCUCUGGCUCAGAUCCUGAAGGCUCAGCAACAGAGGCAUGAGCAUGACUUCGCCCUGCUGAAGCUAAAGACUGAACAGGAAACGGUGGCAAGUCAGAAACAACUAGAGGAGACCAGACAGAAAACAGCACAGGCACAUGCAGAGAGCUUGCUGCAGUUUGCACAGACACGCCAAGAGAUGCUGCAAGAGUCUACAAAUAGAAUGAUGGUUCAACAAGUGGAAGCUGCUAAGCUGACUGUGGACACAGCACGCCAGAUCAAAGAGAUGACUGAGCUGGCAUAUGUGCAGAUUGCAACAGGAUCCCCAACUGCUGUGACUACCAACCUAUCACAUGGAGCCGUCACCGCACCUGUGCCAAUGCUGUUGGACCAACAAAGGCAACAACAUUCAGAAUUUAUGAAGCAAAUGCAAGCCAAGACUGAAUCGGAAGGCAGAAGGAGUGAUACUCGCCCAUCAUCUGUUGGCCCUAUGGAGAAAUCGCAUGAUUCUAAAAUUCACUAUUCAGCUUCAUUAGAUAGCCUGUCUGAUUCAUCCAGAUACAAACAGCAUGAUAAAAGUAGCGGUGGCAGCAGUCGGCAAGAUAGUCCUUCGUUUCCUUCUGAGAAGGGAGCAGAGAGCAGGACUUCCCAUGGUGAGAAAGGAGGUAGUUCAAUUGAAGAGGAGGUGCACACAGCAGCUGAUGACUCAAUACAAAGUGGCAGUGUGCGUUCAUUCCCCGACGAUAAAGAUUCUGCCUCCAUUGCCACUGAGUACUCUUUGAAGUUUGAUGAAUCAAUGACUGAAGAUGAAAUUGAAGAGAAAUCUUUCCGCUCACUACUGCCAUCCGAAAGCCACCGUCGCUUUAACAUGGAGCGCAAACGCAGUCGGCAGGAUGAUUCAGAUGAAGAAACCGCCAGAGACCAGUCGGCAUUGACAGCUGUCAAACAUGAUUUAAGUAUGCCCUUCUCUGGGGGCCAGGACAGUUUCUCCAAAUUCACUAUGGAGAUGGUGAGACAAUACAUGAAAGAGGAAGAGAUGCGUGCCCAACACCAAGUGUCACUCCUCAAGUUGCGAGAACGAGCCUUGAAGGAAAAGACAAAAGCAGAACUUGCUUGGCUGGAACAUCAGAAGAAGCGUCUGAGAGACAAAGGGGAAGAUGAUAAAAUGCCGCCAAUCCGUAAGCGACAGCGUGGACUACUACUCAGGCUGCAGCAGGAGCAGGCUGAAAUCAAGCGUCUGCAAGAAGCCACCAGGGCAGCUCGCAAGGAAAGGCAACUGAUCCUAAAACAGCAGGAGGAGAUUCAGCGUUUGCGCCACACCACCAUCAAGAUACAGGAGAAGCUUAAAUCAGCUGGCGAGAGCAAGCUGGAGCUGCGGAACACAGAACACGUUGAGGAAGUGAAUGAUUCCAAAGCGAACCGCGCUUCCAGCCCCUUGCAGACUGAUGUGGAGACGCGGAGUCCUUCCCCCAUUUCUAUCUCGGGCAGUGAAACCAGCAGCAUCAUGCAAAAACUGAAGAAGAUGCGCAGUCACAUGGAUGAAAAACACUGCUCUCCUGUCCACUACUUCUUCUCUGUCUUUACGUCUCACCACUGGGCCUCUCUCAGUGUCUGUUUUCCCAAUCUGCAUCCCAAAUUCCAGCUGUACAUCUACAACCAGCUGGUCAGAUUCCUUACCAAGCGAGAGCAAAAACUGAUGCAUCGGCGGCGGCAUGCAGAGGAGCUGCUUGAGUGGAAAAGAAGGCUUGAUGCCGAGGAAGCUGAAAUCCGGCGGAUGGAAAAGCUGGCCUUGGCUGCGUGGAACAAGGAGCUUAAACCAAAGGCUACAAAGAGAGAAGCAAAUGAAAGAAGUCCAGGGUCUAAAGACACAGCCAGUGAGGACGAAUGCUCAGCACCAUCUCCAUCGCGUCUCCACAGUGACAGUUCAAUUCCGUAUGAAGUUGGAAGCCCACCUGCACAGACUGUGGAGUCAGCAUCAGCAGUCCUCAGAACAUCCACCAGCCCCGAGCAUAGUGUUUUCACAGAUGAUGGUUAUUCCCACGACUUUGAAUCUGUUGCAGCACAGAGCAAACAGUCUGCUCCCUCAAAAACGAGUGUCAGUGCAUCAAAGCAGGAUGGUAAGAAGAGCAACUCCAGUCUUAGUUUACAGAUCAGGUCUGAAGUCAAAUCACGUCAAGCGUCUUGCAGCUGGUCUGAUGAAUCUGUUUCCAUGACACAAUCAGAAACAGCAUCAGACCAAAGUGAUAUAGAGGGCAGGAUUCAUGCACUAAAGGAUGAGCUUAGGAAGCGCAAAUCCAUUGUAGACAAGCUGAAGAAAGAACAGAAGAAACGUCAGAAGGAGAGAUUGAAAGCACAGGAGGCCAGUCUCAUUAAACAACUAGAGUCCUAUGAUGAAUUUAUUAAGAAGACCCAAGCUGAACUAAGCAAAGAUUUGUCCAGUUCAACCAAACCACAAAUCAAAACCCCAUCCUCUAUUGCUGCUGAGAAGCCCAAGAUUAAACCUCUCUCUCUACAAAGGACUGAAUCUGCAAAGAGCUGGAAAUCCCUUACCGAGGGUGAACGAUCCAAAGUGUCAGUGGGCUCCAUUGUUAAACAGGAGCAAAGACUAUUAAGUCCAGAUGGACAUAAAUCCAGCAGCCUCGAAGAACUUCACGCAUCAGACAAAAGCAAGUCCUUAUUCUUCGAUAGUCGACCAGAUGAUUCUUCUCAAAGUGCUUCAUCGAUUUCCAUAUCCCAAAAGAGAUCUCAGCUGGAUAAUGUACCAGUAUUAUUUGUGCAUCAAAAGAGGGAAGCUGAAUUUAGCCACUUGCCAGACCAGACUGUCAUUCGGUCAGAGGGUGGGUCUGGUGAAGAAACUGUUGUGUCCAAUCAUCCUUCAUUGCAGGAUGAUGUUCAGGAAGAACUUGAAAAUAUGAAAUUAGCAGAAUUUGAAAAAGACGUCUUCCUUGCACUUUCUCAACAAACUGAUAAAUCUGCCCCUCUGCUGAAACUGGAUGAUAAGAAACCACAGCCGUUCUGCAUCUCUGAGUUCAUUCAAAAAUUGGCUCAGGAAAAAGAUCUUUCUAAGGAUGCAAAGCAACCUUUUCAAGUUGAGCAGAACCUUGAGGAUUUGAAGGAUGAAAAAUUGUAUAAGGAAGACUACUCUGAUAGGGAGGAUGAGACAAGUGAUGAUUUAGCUAAUUCCUUGAAAUUUAUAAAAUCAAUUAAAUCUGAUAUUCAUGAUGAAUCUGCAAAAUCCGACCGUGGGGUUUUGGAUAAAACAUUAUCAAAGAAUGAUUCCCGUCCACAAGAAUUAGACUGCCUUUCCCCAGGAAAAGAAGCUAUUUAUUCAGAAGACUUAGAGUCAUCAAGAAAAAGGACAACUGAAGAUUUGAGUGAAAAUUCUCACAUUGGAAGUUCUAGAGAUGAUAUUGAAUCUGCAGUUAUCCUUACAUCAAGGAAUGAGAUUACUCACAAUGAAAAUGUCAUUGAGCUUCAGGUGCUGUCUUAUCUUGACCAUUCCAAGCAAAAAGAAGGGGAUGGAAGAGCAGAGCAUUCUCAAAGUGCUUCACCAAUUAUCAGCACAGAUGAUGAAAUCAGUGAACAUCUAAGUGAAAAAUCCUUUUCAAGUUGUGGUAGUGGACAUUCAGAAAAACUUUUGGAUUUGAAGUCAGGAAUUCAGAGCAGAAAUGUAGAGCACAGUGAUGCAGAAACGGAGGUACAAACACCUGUGCCAUCACGCACUCCUUCUCCUUGUCACACUCCUACACCUACAUCACAUGAAAUUGAUGAAUUGUCUGAAUUCCAAAUUGGUGAUAGAGUUUUGGUUAGUAGCAUCCAACCAGGCACACUAUGCUUUAAGGGAAGAACUCAUUUUGCAGAUGGUUUUUGGGCUGGUGUAGAGCUAGAUGUGCCAGAAGGUAGUGGUAAUGGGACGUAUGAUGGAGUUGUAUACUUCAAAUGCAAGGACAAGUGUGGCAUUUUCGCACCCCCCAACAAGAUAUCUGUGCUACUGAAGUGUUACAGUGAAAGCAUCAAUACAGAUGAAAUUAAAGAAGGCCUGUUGUUGGAGGAUGUAUUAGAUCAUGAUUGCAAACACAGUGAGGAAGAGGGAAGGCCCUUGCUCCAAGAAGCAUUAAAGCAGCAGGAAUAUGUAUUUUAUCCUGAUAAAACCACUACUGACCAAGUUGAUCUUAAGAUGACUCAAUCUGUAAAUAUCUUAAGUGACCAAGUUACAAGCCAUAAUUUUCCAGAGUCUAAUGCCAUUAAUUUGAUUCUUAAUAUCAGUGAAUCUAUCAAAGCAGGAGAUUCUCUUGUAGACCGGAAUUUGGAGAGUCUGUCCAAAUUGGGCAAGGAGGAACAACAACCUAAUUUCAAAGAUCAAGACAAAGAAGAGUCCAUUACAGCUGAUGUAUCCAUCAAGAAAUCAUCCCAAACUGUACUGGAAAAGGAUACUGAUAUAGUCACUGACUUCUAUGUGCAUUCUUCCAGUGAAACAAAAGGGGAGUUAUCGCCUAUCCAUGAAAAGCCUUCCACUCCUCUCUUGGAUUUGUUGAACAAGGAAAAGGAGCAACUUGAAGCACAGCUAAGAGUACCAAGCCUCCAUUCUGAAUCUGAAGAAAUAUAUGUCAGUGAAGGGUUGAUAGUAGAGGAAUCAAAGACCAUUCUUCAGGAUAAUGAAGACUUUAAAGAAAUAGAACAGAAGGACAAAGAGAGAAAAGCUAGCUCUUUGACGGCUGAUAUCCUGUCAUCUUUUCUGAAAGAUGCAGUCAAACAAUUGCAGCAAAUCAAAAAGGUUCGAGAUGAAAAGAUCCAAGUUACUAAUCAAGAGUUAUGGUGCACAUCAGCUGAAGAAUCUUCACCGAGAUCAUCUCCCAAGUAUCUGGAGGUACAAAAUGUAACUGGUGUUCAAUUACACACUGCUGAAACAGAUGAUAACGAUGAAGAUAAGGAAGAAAUAUUAUCUCCAGAUCUUUGUCCUAGACCUGGCAGCCCAGUGUUUGGCACGAGUGGGCAAGAAGAAUUGACCAAGCGCCUUGCGGAGCUUGAAUUGAGUCGCGAGCUGCUGGAUGACCUGGGAGAUGAGCAGGACUGGUUUGAAGAAGACUUUGGACUAAGCUCUCGCAAAGUGCAGCAGCCAGGGCCAGAACUGGAACCACAGUUAACCAAGGCUGUGGCUCUGAAAGUCCAUGAAGAACAACAUUUAUCUGUACCUCAUGAUGCACUGGAGGUCGAGAAGUUGGUCCAUGCAGCUGCUGAAGAACUUUGGAAGUGGCAAGAGCUGGCACACGAUCUGUGGGAUUUUCAGUUGCCCCAGGAUUAUUUUGGGAAUAACAAAGGCCAAGAUGUAGAGAGUGUCAGUAGAAGAGUUUAUUGUGAGGCUGUAUUUAAUCUAACAAGAGAGAUUUUCAGCGAGAUUUUUGCAGAAGACCCCAAUGUCAGGCAGCCCCCAUGGAUGAAAUCCAGCAGAAACAGCUCUACUUAUUUCAGGCGAGUGAAGAAUCCGCAGGAUAUCAGUGAAGUAAAGACUUUCAUUUCCAAUGAAGUCCUGAAGUUGUUUGGGAUCAGUAAAGAACAAGACCACAAGACCGACUGGCAAAAAAUGAUGAAAUUUGGCAGGAAGAAACGGGACAGAGUUGAUCACAUUCUGGUCCAGGAGCUUCAUGAGGAAGAAGCUCAAUGGGUCAAUUACGACGAGGAUGAGCUGUGUGUGAAGAUGCAGUUGGCAGAUGGGAUUUUUGAUGCCCUGAUAAAAGACACAAUAAACGUACUAAAUCAGAUUCACGAGAAACGGUCAAAGCUCACUCCAUCCUAACUCCGGCUCUACCAUCACCAAACUGGACAACAGAAGGAACUCUGGCCUGACUGUUCUUGAGCAAGUCAAAAAGCUCCGAACCAUCACAUCCAUUGGGUUGUCACCUGGCAUGUUGAUUCUUGAAUGAGUCAAUGGUUUUUGAUACUAACCACAUUCUGAAAUAGGCAGCAUGUGGAAGCCACAAGUGCCAAUUUUACCUUCUCGUUUAUAUCUAUUAUCCCAUUUAUUUAUCUAAACUAUAGCAUACUUUUGAAUCAGAGAUUUGCACAUUAAUUUUGUGAUUAUGCCUGUGUUUACUUUUUAAAAGAAUGUGAUUGUGUAUCUUGAGGUGCUAUGGUAUCAGUGUUUGGUAUUUUGCUCGCUCUGAGAGUUGAAUGACUGAUAGAUACCAUGCAUUGAGGAUAAAUGUGAUCUCUGGGUUAGAAAUGUAUCUGCAUGAUUGAAGUGGAGGCCAAAAAGAUUGUUUGACAUAGAAAAAUGCUUCCUUAACUUUUGUUUUUAAAUUAUUUUAGAAGGAAGAACAGUGUUUUAUUCAAUUAAAUGGGCUCUAUUGAGAUUAUUUUACGAGAAUUGUUGCACACUAAGUUGACAUUUGCGAUCACGUUUCGAAUCAGGAGCUGUUUUAAAAGUAAGAUCAAUAAUUUGGGUCACAACAACUUGGUGACUUGAAGUCAGUCAGUACAGUGUUUGUUCUUUGCACUCAUUCGUAUGCUGCACUCCAAGGUAAACCGUGUGCCUGAAGAAAGAUUCCUUGGCAGAGGGAAGGAAGUGGUUUAAAAACCCUUUAAGAGAUUUAAAGUUGUUUGGUGAUAACUAAACAAUAUACAACACUGCUGCUCCCUCAGGUGGGAAUUGCUCUUUUCUGUCACCUUCACUAGGUGCUGCUCCUAUCCAAGUACUUGCACUCUAAUGUUCUGCAAAUAUAUCUGGUCAAGUUUUCAAACACCAAUACUACUUCUGCCAUCUCUUGGCUGCUCGGAUCUUCUUGUGACAGUGCUGUAUUUCAAGAAGUUGCCUGUCAAAGUAGAUGCAAGAUCUCAGAUUCGCUUUCUUGAGAAACACAAGACUGACCUCACUGAACCAAGAUUAAUCCUUGACUCUCUAUCACUGCACAUGACACAAUACGUUUUUAAUUGACUGAGUGGUCAGUUGCUUUCCAACUUGCACUCAGUUUCAACAUAGAGCUAACCUCUACCUUUGAUACCAAGUGCAAGAUGCUGAAUGCAUGGUUGAGAAAAUCACCAGUCUUGAUGAGGAGAGUGAUAUUUUUCAGCAAGGCUCUCGAGCUGAGAUGCUGGCUGACCUUUUUCCUUUUUCAGUGUCACAGCUGAUAUUGGUAUGUUGGAUAUUGGUAGUGCUGCUGCCUCAUGGUUCCUCUCACUCAGGUUCAAUUCUGAUCUUGUGUGCUGUCUGUGUGGAGAAUGCACAUUCUCACCAUGAUGCUGGGCUUCUCCCAGGUGCUCCAAUUUCCUCCCACAUCCCAAAGGCAUGUGUUGGUAGUUUAAUUGGCCUCUGUAAAUUGCCCCUGGUGUUUAUGUGUGGAGUAGAAUCUGGAGGGAGUUGAUUAGAAUAGGUUACAUGGAAUGAGUGUGGGUAUGGGAUUGACUAGAUGGACCAAGUGGCCUUCUAUGUUGAAGGGAAAGAUAGUAAUGUAGAAAUAGCCUGGGAAUGUGGCUGCUCUAACAUGACAGGUUGGGAAUGCAAUCUGAACAUUGUGGGUUGGUUCCACUUGGAGUAGGUAAACAAUGUUUCAGAUUGCUUUGAGGUUAGUUAUUGCGGAUGCAUAUUUUUCAAUGCUCAGUUAACAUCUUUGGUUGUCUCCUACUCUCUUUCCCCCUCUCUUGUAAUUAUCAGCGUACCAAAGGAGCUGGAGCAGCAUUGCAAACGUGCUUCUUACCAAACUGUUUGCUACUAAACAAAACCCCCAUGUUCACUGACUGCUGGAGUAACACAAUGCUGGUUCUGGUUGACAGUCCCUUCAGACAUGGGUUGAAAUGCAAACCACAGGAUUCAAGCCAAGAAUUGAUAAACACAACUUACUCAGUAGUUAGUUAGUGCUUUAAUCCUCAGCCUGUUCAGGGAUGUUAUGACCAGUUUAUCCAUAGGGCUCGAUUUUAAAAUAAUUGCCUUAGUUACUUGUACACUGUACAGGCUUUCUCAAGUAUAUAUGUGGCACAAGUUCUAGGCUGCUCGAUGACACAAUAAGAUAAUGAAACCUAUUUAUUAAGAACUUGAAGUUCAAAUGCUGCUGUGCUCAGUGCUGUUCCUUGUCUCCCAUUACAUUGUGCCCGGUCUCUUUCACUCUGCUGGGUAGACUAAUACAAGGGGACUUGCCUAAGUGUACUAUAUAGUGCAGAGCUACACAAAGGAGUACUUGACUGUGUAUUUGUAUAAUUGUGUGAAUGUGUGUAAAUACUGGUUGAGCAUUCCUCUCUGAGGCAAUUCCUUCCCUUUUGUAAUUUUAUGGGGAAGGGCUAAUGUGUGCAGUAUGGCAAUGUAAAAUAGGGUUUUCUGUGUAUACAUAACUAUAUAUAUAUUUGAUAACAAAUUGACUUAUUAAUACUUAAGAAUUUUGUAAAUAAAUCGUUAUUGAUUUCUAAGCA
Amblyraja radiata (thorny skate) is the source of this 12586-nucleotide messenger RNA. It is a transcript of the gene cep350, whose product is annotated as centrosomal protein 350. Bases 162 to 9983 code for a protein of 3273 amino acids. Gene Ontology annotation, molecular function: microtubule binding. NCBI's taxonomy places the organism in Eukaryota, Metazoa, Chordata, Chondrichthyes, Rajiformes, Rajidae. The transcript has 39 exons. The record is from RefSeq and is a predicted model, not a curated record. Gene Ontology annotation, biological process: microtubule anchoring. Gene Ontology annotation, cellular component: centrosome.